AUGGGGUCUGGUCCUUGGUCUCUGCCACUGCCCCGCCUCUCCUCCGGCCCCGGGAACAGGAGGUGCCCUGGCAGGGGGCGCCUCGCCGGGGAGAGGCGCGGGGGCUGGAGCACCACCGACUGGAGGGUCCGGAGUAGCGAGCGCCCCGAAGGAGGCCAUCAGGGAGCCGGGAGGAGGGGGCUGCCGGGACCUCGAGGGGAGCCCGGGCCGCGAGGAGAGGCGGGACCCGCGGGGCCCACCGGGCCUGCAGGGGAGUGCUCGGUGCCUCCGCGAUCCGCCUUCAGCGCCAAGCGCUCCGAGAGCCGGCUGCCUCCGCCGUCUGAUGCUCCCCUGCCCUUCGACCGCGUGCUGGUGAACGAGCAGGGACAUUACGACGCCGUCACCGGCAAGUUCACCUGCCAGGUGCCUGGGGUCUACUACUUCGCCGUCCAUGCCACUGUCUACCGGGCCAGCCUGCAGUUUGAUCUGGUGAAGAACGGCGAAUCCAUUGCCUCUUUCUUCCAGUUUUUCGGGGGUUGGCCCAAGCCAGCCUCGCUCUCCGGGGGCGCCAUGGUGAGGCUGGAGCCCGAGGACCAAGUGUGGGUGCAGGUGGGUGUGGGUGACUACAUUGGCAUCUAUGCCAGCAUCAAGACAGACAGCACCUUCUCCGGAUUUCUGGUGUACUCUGACUGGCACAGUUCCCCAGUCUUCGCUUAAUGCCACUGCAAAGUGGGCUCACGCUCACUCCUAGGAGGAGGGUGUGACGCUGACAACCAGGUCAUCCAGGAGGGCUGGCCCCCCUGGAAUAUUGUGAAUGACUAGGGAGGUGGGGUAGGGGCCUCUCCGUCCUGCCGCUGGCAAGGAAUGGGGACAGUGGCUGUCUGCAAUCAGGUAUGGCAGCAUGGGGCAGUGACUGGAUUUCUGCCCAAGACCAGAGGAGUGUGCUGUGCUGGCAAGUGUGAGUCCCCCAGUUGCUCUGGCCCAGGAGCCCAUGGUGGGGUGCUCUCUUCCUGGUCCUCUGCUUCUCUGGAUCCUCCUCACCCCCUCCUGCGCACGGGGCCGGCCCUUUACUGAGAUCACUCAAUAAAUCUAAGAACACUC
This is a messenger RNA of Mandrillus leucophaeus (drill), 1080 nucleotides long. It is a transcript of the gene C1QTNF5, whose product is annotated as C1q and tumor necrosis factor related protein 5. The coding region runs from base 1 to 696 and encodes 231 amino acids. The record is from RefSeq and is a predicted model, not a curated record. NCBI's taxonomy places the organism in Eukaryota, Metazoa, Chordata, Mammalia, Primates, Cercopithecidae. Gene Ontology annotation, molecular function: protein binding. The transcript is spliced from 3 exons.